This is a messenger RNA of Cimex lectularius (bed bug), 1146 nucleotides long. Its product is annotated as protein lifeguard 4-like. Gene Ontology annotation, cellular component: membrane. The record is from RefSeq and is a predicted model, not a curated record. The coding region runs from base 179 to 910 and encodes 243 amino acids. Lineage: Eukaryota; Metazoa; Arthropoda; Insecta; Hemiptera; Cimicidae. The transcript has 6 exons. Gene Ontology annotation, biological process: negative regulation of apoptotic process.
AAAAAAGAGAAAUGAAUACGACGAGAUGUCGUUGGGGCGACAACACUGAUCAAAACAGCUGCUGGCUGCUCUUUACUAGCUUGCAGACAGUUAGUUAAACAGAUCGCUGUAAAAUUAAGAAAAAAUAUAUCUUUAAAAAAAAUUGUACAGUUUGGAACAAGUUUUGGACAAAAUCGAGAUGAGCGUCCCUUUGAUCAACGACGAUGACCUGGAAUCUGGGAAAGACGACAUCGAAAAUGAUUUCGCCUACAGGAACAACGUCCAAGAGGCCUCCGUCAAAAUCAGACUUGCAUUCCUCAAGAAGGUUUACACCCUUUUGUCAAUCCAACUACUGACUACUACACUAUUUGGAUUUGUGCUCUUGUAUUGGCCAUCCGGAAAAUUAUUCGUCCAAAAGAAUGACUGGAUGAUAUUGCUCGCCUUCAUCUUAAGCUUGUUGACCCUUGUGGCAUUGCAUUUCAAGAGAAGGGAAUAUCCGAUCAAUUUCUUCUUGCUCGCAGGAUUUACUGUGGUGCAAGCAUAUGCUGUAGGAGUCGUGGUAACGUACUUCGAUAAGGUCCUAGUCCUUCAAGCGCUCUUGCUGACUGUGUCUGUUGUUGCCGGUCUAACAGCUUACACAUUUCAAACAAAACGUGAUUUUUCUUCUUUGGGACUUGUAUUGUUCCCGUUACUUUGUGUGCUCCUCAUUGGCGGUAUUGUACAGCUGUUUUUCCAAAACAGCAUUUUUGAACUUGUUCUCUCGAUAUCCGGUGCUUUUAUCUUCUGUUUGUUCAUAAUUUAUGACACACAGAAUAUCAUGAAGAGAGUAUCGCCUGAGGAAUAUAUAUUGGCAACAAUAGAGCUCUAUCUAGACAUUGUUAACCUGUUCUUAGAGCUUUUACGAAUUCUUGAGGCAGUCCGAAGAGGUUGAAGAAAAACUAUAUAUUAAAAACAAAAAUGAUAUUUAAAACUACUUCUAUUUAUUAUUAGAAAUAUUCAUGUCAGAUCUGUGAUUUAAAAGCUGAGUCAAAACUUUAUUUUCUUAUUUACCGUUUUCAGACAUGAUUUAGCUAACAUGUGCACAAUUAUGCAACAUUUUUAUUCAGUGUGUGAACCACGAUAAUAAAUGUUUAACCUCCCUUUGUAAAAUGUGUGGUGAUUAAUGAC